UUAGGAAUCAUCAUGGGGGCGUUUGUGGUUUGUUGGCUUCCUUUCUUUCUUCUCUACGUUAUUAAGCCAUUCUGUCUCAACUGCCAAAUACCCAAGUCUCUUGAUCGGUUCGUUCUCUGGUUAGGCUAUCUCAACAGUCUCCUUAAUCCAAUCAUUUACAUCUGCUGCAAGCCGCUAUUCAGAGUGACAUUCAAACGUAUACUUCUCUUCAAGUAUUGCAGGAGACAGGGAGACUGGAAGCUAGGCAAACCGGUCCAAAGAGGCAUCCUUGUCAACUGCCACAAACAUCGACCCAACUCAUCGUCAGAUGGACCAAGUGCAGGUCGACGUAAACGACCUGGUCGAGUAAUGUUUGCUGAUUGUCCUCCGGGCGAGCUUUACAAUGGGAAGGACCAGUCUCUCUCCCGGACACCGACGCUACCGCCUGAGAGGGACAGUGAUGGAAUCGUCACUUAUCGGAACCUCCCAUCUCGGGAUUGUGAGAGACAGAACAUAGGAAGGGAGUCAUACGACCACCAACUCUUAAACGCUAACUCCAAUAACAAUUGUUUGUACAUGCGAAACAACGGUAAAGGAAAUGGAGGUAAAUUCCUAGCAGGUGCUUCAAUUCAUCAUCACUUCAGAAGAGGUGAUUUAGAACAGAGCAGUAGUGGUUCUACAAAUGAUGUGAGUGGGUCAAAGCUCUGCUGUGCGGGCUCAAGGAGCCGAUCGUCGGACAAUCUUGAAGCGAUGCGUAGCGGUACGAGUCAGAGCAGAUCACAGGUGGUUGAGGUUGAGAUUGCAAGAGAGGCCAAAGACCACUGCAGUGGUACCGAACACUGUCCUUAUACAAAUGAAGUCUUCUCCACGAGGACAACAGAAACUCAUUGUGACAGUAUGAAUCGGGAUGAGAUUGAACACGGUGACCUGAGAGGAGUAAGGACCGAUCCUACAGGACAUGAAACAUUGGUUGAAACUCAAGACAAGUCGAAGGAAUCAGUGUCUUCGGGGAGCGAUUUAAACAUAUUCCGUGAAGUACUUGUUUGAAUUAUUAUCAUUCUGUGGUAUUGUUUCACAAUUAAGAGAGUGCCAUGUAAAAAGUUUUCUAACAAAUAUUAGAUGCAUGACAUAAUUAUAGAUAACUCGUUAUUCUAUUUGCAUUAUUGUUCUACCUUCAUACUAUGUAGUUAAAGGAAUCCUCAUUAUUAGAACCAUUGGAUAUGCCGUUCAGGGACAUUCAACCAUACAAGGCACAGAACAUGUUCCGGAGACGUGGUGAUGAUAGUGUACAUGUAUACAUGUGUCGUGGUAUAGCGGUUCAUUCACUUAACUUUCAGUCAAUUAAUAAUAAUAAUGGGUUCUUAUAUAGCGCUCAUAAUCUUCCAGACUUGAC
Messenger RNA from Strongylocentrotus purpuratus (purple sea urchin), 1372 nucleotides. RefSeq lists its product as uncharacterized. The transcript has 2 exons. Gene Ontology annotation, biological process: adenylate cyclase-activating adrenergic receptor signaling pathway. Gene Ontology annotation, molecular function: G protein-coupled amine receptor activity. Lineage: Eukaryota; Metazoa; Echinodermata; Echinoidea; Camarodonta; Strongylocentrotidae. The record is from RefSeq and is a predicted model, not a curated record. Gene Ontology annotation, cellular component: membrane. Bases 13 to 1026 code for a protein of 337 amino acids.